AUGACAUACUUGAACAUGGCGAUCGCUCUCAGAAGUCGCCUACUCGUCAACGUGCUGAGGUUAUUUUGGAUCGUAAUCGCUCUGUGGUACGAGCUAGGGACCUUCAUAUCAGAUAGCCGAAGGUGCAACUGGCCUGACGCGGUGUUUGCGGUGUCUCCCAACAAACCGCAUCCUUAUCAUGUCCUUGUCGUCGCCGACCCCCAAAUUCUGGAUCACCGUUCAUACCCCGGGCGCGCACCAUUUCUCACAUAUAUAUCGCGACUUGUGGUAGACCUGAAUCUGCGCAAAAAUUGGCGUGCGGCUCUAUUGAAGCAUCCAGAUGCCGUCGUUUUCCUUGGAGACAUGAUGGACGGUGGACGGUUUAGCAUGUCGGACGAUGAAUAUGAAUCUUACUAUCGCAGGUUCAAAAGUAUCUUCAGAUUAGAUGCUGAAAUUCCUCAGUACUUCAUACCUGGAAAUCAUGACACUGGACUUGGUGCUUCUGGAGCUUUCUCGCCUCACGCCCGGUCUCGCUACCUCUCGCACUUUGGAGAGCUCAACUACGAUCUGACGGUGGCCAACCAUUCCCUCGUAUUUGUGGAUGCGCCUGGUUUCGUCGACGAAGACUAUCAACGCCUAGCUGUGGGAAAAGGAUACGACUCUUGGGAGCCAAUUCCAGGAGGCCCAAUUGAAUACUUGACGAGUUUUGCUAAGGGUAUGACCAUCAGCCUAUUCAGUGUACAGUCCCAUUCAUUGAUCAUUCUAGAAAAGACCACGCAUCCCAUCAUUCUCUUCAGCCACAUCCCGCUUUACAGACCAGACGGCAGGUCCUGCGGCCCUUUACGAGAAAAGGGAACAAUACGCCCAGGUGUGGGCAUUGGCUAUCAGAACACAUUGGGAAAAGAGGCCACAAAACGUUUGCUUGAGACGUUACGGCCAAAAUUGAUUUUGAGUGGGGACGAUCACGAUUAUUGUGAAUACAUACACACGGUGCCGUCAUCUCGUGGCCUUUUGGACAAAGCGCGAGAGAUAACAGUCAAAUCUCUCUCGAUGGCCAUGAACGUCCGGCGACCUGGAUUCCAACUUCUGUCCCUGGCUCCUGAUGCGCUGAGGGGGGACAAUCCUGGCAAUCCAACAUAUGCAGAUACGGCGUGCCUUCUGCCUGAUCAACUGGCGAUAUAUCUGAAUGUGUAUAUCCCCUUCCUAGUACUAUCGCUGUUGACCCUGUUCAUUUGCCAUCUAAUUCGUGGUUCAUCCCUUCGAAGUAGGAAACUGCUCCGGUCGGGGGACCAGAGGAUACCCGACAUUGAGGAUGGGGAAUGCAAAGUCCAUCCCUACGAACACAUGCCGCGCGACUCAUCGUACUCCCUACCUUUAUCUACCCCCGCUUCUACCAACCAGUUCCACUGGUCGUGGACAUUCGUUUUGGCGGGGAAGCGUCGCCGGCUCGCAAUAAAUCAUCAAUCCUGCAUCGCCUUAGCCAGAACCUUGAGUUGCUGUGGUCGAAAGGAGAGUCCCCGAGAAAGACCACGCAGACUUGGGUGGUUUAGUGGCUUCAUGCGGGACGUGAGAGACGUCGCGGUCUUUCCCUUGGCCAUAUUUAUCCUUAUGACGUGGUGGUUGUUCACAUGGUGA
This is a messenger RNA of Laccaria bicolor S238N-H82, 1614 nucleotides long. RefSeq lists its product as uncharacterized. NCBI's taxonomy places the organism in Eukaryota, Fungi, Basidiomycota, Agaricomycetes, Agaricales, Hydnangiaceae. The record is from RefSeq and is a predicted model, not a curated record. Gene Ontology annotation, biological process: GPI anchor biosynthetic process. Gene Ontology annotation, molecular function: hydrolase activity. Gene Ontology annotation, cellular component: endoplasmic reticulum. The coding region runs from base 1 to 1614 and encodes 537 amino acids. The transcript is spliced from 5 exons.